UAAAGUCAUGUUCUUUUUAUUUGUUUAGUUCUCCUCCUCCUCCUCUUCUCUUACGUCUUGUAAAUAUGGGAUAAAGAUAAAUGAAUUCUCAAAUAAAAAAUGUUAUUUUCUUCAAUUUGUGUUCAAUUCCAAGAGAAAUAAAAAGUUUGGUUCGUCUUCGCGCAUAAAUUGAAGUUCUACUAGCAGAAGAACCAGAACAAUGGAGGACUAUUUCGACGACUACGAGGAAGAAGAUCUGUACGAAGAUUAUGACUUUGACAAAAGGCUUUUGUUUCCAUUUAGCCGGCAAACUCUAGAGGAAACUUUCAAGAACUGUGUCCUUCCUUCACUCAGUCAGAUUGCAACUUAUGCGGGGACUCUGAUCGGCUGGAAUUUGCUGUGUCGAUUGGCUUGGCUUAUGGCAAAGUGCGCUGGCAUACGGCCAUGGGUAGAUCACCUAAUUUCCUUUGUAACCGGCUGCGGCGUUCUCUAUUACACAAUUGGCCUGGAUUUCCUUGUCGUGCUGCUCUUCGCGAUGGUGUCCUAUGUAAUCCUGAGCAUCCUGGAGUACAGGCAGUCCAGAAGCACGGGCUACGUAAUGGGGGCUAUUUGCAUAGUGGGUCUGUUCCUGUACGAGCUGCUGGCUGAAAACCCCACAGUUUGGCAUAAGAUUCGAGGAGUGCAAAUGAUUGCCACGAUGAAAGUUGUGUCACUUGCAUUCGAUUUGGAUGCUAAAAAGCAUGCGCGCACUCCAGCCUUGUUCCCGUUCCUUGGGUAUAUGCUGUGUCCGGCUAAUGCCGUGCUCGGUCCGUGGAUGGCUUAUGACGAGUACACUGUGAGCUUGGAUCAAUCGAGGAUAGAAUUCCGGUGGUUUCUGUGGACGGUGUCAAAUAGUCUGGCAUCGCUGGGUUUCCUCUUGCUUUCGAAUUGUUUCGUGGCGCUUAUUUGCACUGAUUACGCUUCAAAAUGGAUUAUAGCCUUCCGUGAUGCCUUGUCCUUCCGUUGCAGUCAUUAUUUCAUCUCAUUUCUUUCUCAGGCCACAAUGGCGGCUGCUGGUGUGCACACCAGUCAGAGUUUUGGGGACAAAUCAAGAAUCUUUGGGAGUUUGGUCACUAAACCGUGCUCCAUAGAGGUGCCGCGCUCGCUUACCGAGGUGGUCCGUAAUUGGAACAUUCCAAUGCACCGAUGGCUGAAGACUUACGUCUUCCGAACCAUCAAGAACAGGAGCACCCUGGCUGCCAUCAUAUGCACAUACGUGGUGUCGUCGCUUUUGCAUGGAUUGCACUUCCAAAUAUACGCUGUCCUCCUAUCUCUCGGUAUCUUCACCUUCAUCGAGUUCCAACUUCGGUCGAAAAUUGCGAGCAUUUUCGGAGCAUGUAUCCUGCCAAACCCCUGCCGCCAGAGAGCCUGUUCCCAUGAGCACAAGUGGAAGUCCACGUUCAGCUUGGUAAUGAAUUCGGUGUUUGGAUUGUUGACGAUGAUGCAUUUGGCCUACUUGGGCAUAAUGAUGGAGGGAACGAGCUCACCCAAUGCUCAAGCUAACCGGUUUUCCAUUCAAGCAGGGUUCAAUAAAUGGAUGUCACUGGACUUCCUCAGCCACUGGAUAUUUGCCUGCAGUUAUCUAUUUUACUUGGUAGUCUAGUCUUUCAAAUAUAAUGUAGCUCAAUAACCUGCGGCAGAUGCCUAGUUAAGAGGCUUCAAAUGAGACUUUCAUAACUAAAUACCUACAUAUACAUAUAUACAUAUAUGCGUACUUAAAACUACAGUUUUGUUUGGUAAUUUUUGUGUGUGUGUUUUGUGAUAGAUAUUAUUUCCAAGUAUGUACUUAAAAACUCCAAAGUGUCGAAACUGCAUAGAACAGUAUUUUUAGACUCGUAACUAGUAUUUUUAUUUUUGAUACGAGCUUCCAUAGGAAAUAAAAAUAUAGAAGUAUUUAUACCUAA
Molecule: messenger RNA, 1922 nt
Organism: Eupeodes corollae
Lineage: Eukaryota; Metazoa; Arthropoda; Insecta; Diptera; Syrphidae
Gene: por
Product: protein-serine O-palmitoleoyltransferase porcupine
Exons: 1
Coding region: 200-1621 (473 amino acids)
Biological process (GO): Wnt protein secretion; canonical Wnt signaling pathway; protein palmitoylation
Cellular component (GO): endoplasmic reticulum; membrane
Molecular function (GO): Wnt-protein binding; palmitoleoyltransferase activity
Source: RefSeq, a predicted model, not a curated record